AUGAGAUUGAUUAGCCUCAUCAUCUUCGUGGUAGGCGCCCUCGCGGCUGUGGCCUCCGCCGUCCCCCGUCCCGACUCUCCUCCCGUCUACGGCGCUCCUCCUCCGACCUACAAGCAGCCAGGAAUGCCCUUCGAGUUCGCCUACGCCGUCCAGGAUGACUACUCAGGCAACAACUACGCCCACCAGCAGACCAGCGACGGUCACGUCACCUCCGGAUCGUACAGCGUGGCUCUUCCCGACGGCCGAACCGAGAUCGUGGAAUUCACCGCCGAUCACGACAACGGCUACGUCGCCAACGUCGCCUACGAGGGGGUUGCUUUAAAAAAUUUCCCUUCUGGCGACGAGCAUAAGAGGGACUUCCUCAUUCAGCCGAGGCUUCACAGCUCACUCAGCUCCUCCGCGACCAAUAUGUCUGCGAAACCAGGAGUGCCCUUCAGUCCUGGCUACGCCCUCGGUGACUUGGGCAGCGACUACGCCCACGUCCAGACCAAUGGCAGAUCCGGAUCGUACAACGUGCCUGUUUACUGCGGCUCAGAUCGAUAA
Messenger RNA from Penaeus chinensis, 543 nucleotides. RefSeq names its product cuticle protein 21-like. Gene Ontology annotation, cellular component: extracellular matrix. NCBI's taxonomy places the organism in Eukaryota, Metazoa, Arthropoda, Malacostraca, Decapoda, Penaeidae. The record is from RefSeq and is a predicted model, not a curated record. Bases 1 to 543 code for a protein of 180 amino acids. The transcript is spliced from 3 exons.